Molecule: messenger RNA, 2374 nt
Organism: Heterotrigona itama
Lineage: Eukaryota; Metazoa; Arthropoda; Insecta; Hymenoptera; Apidae
Source: the annotation of a GenBank genome assembly
AUGGAUUCUGGCAUUACGAUACUGUAUUACGGCUCGAGUAGUGUAUAUUCUGAAAUAGAAGCAGUGAGUUGAGUGUAAGUAAUAUCGAGUGAUCGUAUAAACAUGCGCUAAUAAUACGCGUUUCGCUGUUAAUUUUAUUAAUCCGUAGCGAAAUAAUUGGCUUGAUCCUUAUUUAUAGUUACGUUGACAUAAGUUGGUGAUCAUUUAUUAAAACGCCGUUUUUAUCAAUUCGUAUCGCUUUAUUUACACGAGUGUCUGCACGAAAUUUUUUUUUCUUUCUUUUAUUUUAGUUCGCCGGCCUUGUAUUUUAUCAGAGUAUUCUUAGUAGUUUUAUUUCGACGCUUUGUAAGUAUUUGUAUGGUCAGAGCGUCGCGUCUCAUCGAGGUUGCAUUUGCAUUCAAUAACGCUUCAGAUAAUAAAGUCCAUUGUUUAUUGUAGCAUGCAAAACGCGGUUAGCAUGUGCGUAAAGGUUGUAUUAUAGUUAGAGGAACAUAAAUUGACAAUAUAUGAUUUGAUUUGAACAUUAUAAUUAUUUAUUCACUCUGGUUAAUUCGAUUCGGUUAGCCAAUGAUCGAUUACGCGACUACUUUUUAUCAAGUAAAUCGCGCACAUAAUUAAGUCCGUGGGAACGGAUGUGACUAUACGGUGAAAAAAUUUCGUUCCCACAUUUCUUUUUUACUUUUACCGUAUCAUCUUCCGUGCGAAUUUUCCCGUAACAGGUAUACCUUGGUAUAAUCUAUUUUCUAUAAAAGAAAGAAAAAAAAUAAUUGUAUCAGAAAAAAAAGAAAGAAUAGAAAAAGAAAAAAAUUUUAUUUAAUUCUUAUUUGCUGUUUUAUUUAUUGUAUUUUUUUUAUUUCCAUAAUGUAGACUAAAUAUUAAUCGAUUUUCAUUUUAUGUAAUUAUUUUUUUGUCUAACAUUUAUAUUCUACAUUGUAUAAUAAUAAAAAUUCAUAGGCAUAUUUUAUUUAUAUAUUGCAUUUUAUGCAUUCUAUGCAUUCUAUGCAUUCUUUUCAUAUUUUUAUUUCUUUUCUUUAAUGUUUUAAUUGUUUUAUUGAUUGUCUAAUAUCUUUCAUUAAACAUCUAUGUCUUAAAACAAUGUUUUUAAAAUAAAUUCUUCAAGGAAUAUUUUGUUGAAUUAUUAGGUAGUUUAUAAUGGAAGGAGGUGGAGUACUUACAGCAGAACGCAGUCCUGCACGUGCGAAUUUGCAUGUAGCUUUCAGUGAAAAAGGAGAGGUAAAGGAACGCAGAGAAAAAUUUUUAACUGCCAAGUAUGGAUCUCAUCAGAUGUCUCUUAUUCGUAAAAGACUUGCGGUUGAAAUGUGGCUAUUUGAUGAGCUAGAAAAAUUAUAUGAAUCAGUUAAAUUCAUUAACGAUUUACUCGAAAAAGCUAAAACACUUUGAAGAACUUCCGCGUUCUUCUUAACAUUUACGUGUUUGCAAGGACUUUCUUGAAGCAUUAACAAAUUUGCUCAGAUUUUGGAACGAGUCAAAGAUAUAUUCAAGCCUUAAUGAAUCGCGUACAAACGCGUCUCAAAUGCCAAUUUAUCAAUCGAACACAACGGGGAAAAGAAAAUGAAAAGAACAAAAAGAAAAAAAAAAUCCAUCAAAUGACUCUGCACAUUUUUAUUCUAGCAUAUAUUAUUUCAUAUUGAAAUCGUAAGCAUUAGUGUCUGACUUAUCUCAGUACAACGGCUAACUUUGUUAGUUAUUUAUGUGCGCAUCGCAUAUCAAGUAAUAAACCUCACAGUACACGGAACUGCCUUGCUGUACGAUCCAUCCAGUGUGAUCUAUGGUAGAAAACAUUUGUUCUUCUACACUCUAGUUUUUUAUGCAUUCUAAACUUCAUUGUAGUAAUAUUUAUGUUAUUAAGGAUGAUUAACUAACAAAGAUACUUCCAAAACGUUGUAAUUAUAUCAAAUAAUUUGUAUGCAUAUCCUAUGUUCAUUGAAUUGUCUCGACUGUGGAUACGAUUGGGUUUGAAAUGAUCAAUAUUUCUUAUGUUGUAGCGUAACGAAUUAAUACAAAACUUUUUCUAUUUACUUUAGGAGAUAUUUUAAGAGAGUAGAUAUGCAAAAUUUCGCAUCGAAUGCUUGUACGAAUUUAAAAAAGAAGAAAAAGAAAAAAAAUGGAAUCUGUUUGAUAAUGUAAUAAAAGCGUGUAUGUUUCAGAUGAUAUUAUUACUGGCACAGUAAUAAUUAAAACGUGGAAAUGACACCUAUUGUUGCUCCAGUACCGAUUCAGUAUUGAAAAUUAUUGCGAAACAGAAAUUAAAGUCUGCCGUAAGUUUCUCAUUUUUGAUUCUUUUGAGUAAUUGUUGUUUAAAAUCAUUUAAAGUUCUUGUUAAGUCGUUAAUGAAGAGAGAGAGAGAGAGAGA